Messenger RNA from Brassica napus (rape), 951 nucleotides. RefSeq names its product glutathione S-transferase T3-like. The record is from RefSeq and is a predicted model, not a curated record. Lineage: Eukaryota; Viridiplantae; Streptophyta; Magnoliopsida; Brassicales; Brassicaceae. The transcript is spliced from 2 exons. The coding region runs from base 1 to 951 and encodes 316 amino acids.
AUGGAAGAGAUGUCUGACUUUCAGAGACAACUUAGGGAGGUUAAGUCUCAACAUAACGAGAGUGAGCAGAAGCUGGUUAAGGUAGAGGAGACGGUGUCGGAGUUAUCUAAGAAGAUCUCAGGGAUUAAAGAGAUGUUCCUAUUGGCUGUUUGUGUCCUGCUGAGUUUGUUCAUCGUAAUCUUUAUGGUGUUCAUGUUGGGUGCCAAAACUUUCGAUCUUCAUUCACCCGACCCUGAUUUGUUCUCUACCCAAGGAGUAGAUGAGUCUACCGUUAGUCAGAGGAGGAAAUGGACGCCAACAGGGGAUAAAAUCCUUAUAGGUGCUUGGCUAAACACCAGUAAGGACGCCAUCGUCAGCAACGAGCAGAAAGCUGGUGCUUUCUGGCAGAGGAUUACCCAGUACUACAACUCAAGCCCUCUCCUCGUUGGGACAACACCAAGGGAGCUUAUACAGUGCAAGCAGAGGUGGGGAAGGAUCAACGAUCUAGUCUCCAAGUUCGUGGGAUGCUAUGACACGGCAAUGAGAGCACAGAAGAGUGGUCAAAAUGACGACGAUGUGAUGAAAGCUGCACAAGACAUCUACUACAAUGACCACAGAAUCAAGUUCAGUCUCGAACAUGCCUGGAGAGAGCUGAGACAUGACAUGAAAUGGUGCUCCACCUAUCAGGCUAAGGACACGGGGAAGGAGAAACACAAGCAAGUGUACUCGGUCGAUGGUGAAGAUGAUGGGGGAGAACCAGAGGCUCGACCAGUUGGGGUGAAGGCUGCUAAAGCAGCUAGCAAGAAGAAGAAAAUCGGGAAAGAAGAGGACUUGUCUGUGUUACAGUCCAUGUUCGAAAUAAAAGAAAAAAUUGCAAACCGUAAAGUCCUCGAGCGCUUACUAGCCAAAAAGGAGCCACUCUCUAAGAUGGAAACAUCUCUCAAAAACAAGCUUAUGUCAGAGAUGUUAUGA